Cokeromyces recurvatus is the source of this 430-nucleotide messenger RNA. RefSeq names its product mitochondrial ribosomal protein L31-domain-containing protein. Lineage: Eukaryota; Fungi; Mucoromycota; Mucoromycetes; Mucorales; Mucoraceae. The coding region runs from base 35 to 352 and encodes 105 amino acids. The record is from RefSeq and is a predicted model, not a curated record. The transcript has 3 exons. Gene Ontology annotation, molecular function: structural constituent of ribosome. Gene Ontology annotation, cellular component: mitochondrial large ribosomal subunit.
GGUAAUUGAGUUUUUUCUUCUUUAUAUAAAAAUAAUGUUUGGUGCUUUUCGACCUUCAUUGGUGGCCCAAAGUGGUCUACUUUGGAAAAACCCUUUCCGCAUGUCAGCAACUAGAAAAGCUAAUGUUCGUAAGAGACUUAAGGAAGUAGAUAAUGUUAUUGCAACAAUUGCUGAAUCAGGUGUUAAUUGUAAAGCUUUGGAUAAAGCACUUGCUCUUCCAAAGGAAUCUGAAAUGCUUGCUAGAGAUAAAUAUACAGUAUUCACCCGCAAUGCUAAAGGAUAUCGUAAAUCUAUUCACAAAGUACCUAAAUUCACAAAAACUACUAAUAGAACUAGCCCUUCUGGUUUCUAGACAUCAAAUAUACAUGAUAGUACAAAUAUAUAUAUUAUAUAUCAGCAAAUGACAGAAAAAAUAAAUUGUUCAUUAUAA